UAGCGAUAAUACAGCGGAAAGAAGACGCUCGUUGUGGAUUUAAAGGAUGCUUGUCUUUAUCCUUCAUCGUUAUGGACAUAAAUGAUGUUAUUAUAAACUGUAACCAAGCCGGAUGAAAAGACCAAAAAAAGAAGAAGUGGACACCAGAAGUCACUGUGUCUUUUACCUCAGUCGACCUCAUCAACGAAGGCAGUUCAGUCACUUGAAAUGGCCAAAUUCUGCAAAAUCUGCAAAUGCAACAGCCGACUGAUCUGCAUGUGCCUGCUGCCGUGCAUGAUGACGGGCCACCUUGUGGUUUACAUCACCGUCACCAUAUUUGUCACCAUCUCAUACGCUCCUCCGAAAAUAACCGUCCACUAUGUCGCCUCUGGGGUUUCUGCUAACUCCUCUGAAAUGGCCUCUCACCCACUCAGCCCUUUCUGGAACCUCCGUCUGGUGGACAGUGCCCUGUGGAACCGGUUGCAGCACGCUUGGGACCGCGAACACAACCCGAUACUGCGUGGAAACACAACCGGGCUCACGAGGAAACCUAAAAAUGAGCUUUUAUCAGAAAUCGAAAAAGAAUGCAUUUCGGACUGCAUGUCUCAGAAGUGUUCGGUUCCUCUUAUGAAGGAGUACAAGAACUUCCCAGAUCAAAUAAAAGCUUUUGUUUGGUCAAUGCAUUGCAGGGACUAUCAGCUCCUUGUCAACCAGCCUGACAUGUGCAGGAGCAACACUUCUGAUUCUGGUUUUGAGUCUCCAAUGCUCCUCAUGGCCAUCAAAUCUCAAGUCGGGAACUUUGAAAACAGACAGGCCAUCCGUGAAACGUGGGGACGCAGUGGUUUGGUGAAGGGGCAAUCCAAAAAAAAAGGCGGAUUAGUGCGAACGGUGUUCCUGCUCGGACGCCAGGACUCAAGCACGGGUCCUCACCCGGACCUCAGGAACCUCCUGGAGCUGGAAAACCAGAAAUACGGGGACAUCCUCCAGUGGGAUUUCCGAGACACGUUCUUUAACUUGACCUUAAAGGAUCUGCUCUUCUGGGAUUGGCUUCAGGAGUACUGCCCGGCCGCCAUGUUUGUUUUCAAAGGGGACGAUGACGUGUUUGUCCGAACGGGUGCUCUUCUGGAUUACCUGCACAAGCAGUUAGAGGAGCACAACCAGCGGGAAAUAAAUACAAAUAAAACGGACAUCAACUUGUUUGUGGGGGACGUAAUCACUAACGCCAUGCCGAACCGAGAGCCGUCCACUAAAUACUUCAUCCCUGCACGUUUCUACAAAGGCGUGUACCCUCCGUAUGCAGGUGGAGGAGGGGUGGUGUAUUCUGUCUCGCUUGCAUUGCGGCUGAAAAAGGUUUCCGAGAGGGUUCGCCUUUUCCCCAUAGACGACGUGUAUCUGGGCAUGUGCAUGCGCAGACUGGGCUUAACCCCGAGUCAUCACCCGGGGUUUUUAACUUUUGAUCUCCCGGAGACGGACCGGGGCAAACCCUGCGCCUACAAAUCUGUUCUGCUGGUUCACAGACGGAGUCCCAAACAGAUGCUGACACUAUGGAAGAAGCUGCAGUACCUGCCAGGUAAAUGCUAAAGGGCUCAUUUGCAUGCCAAAUAGGAUUCAUAGACUACAGGAUGAAUGCUGCCACGCCCGAUGAACACGGACAUUUCCUCUAAAACGAACGUUUCCAAACACUGAGGACACUGAUCUACCUCAAAAGGUACUUUUAAUAUAGGGAAAUUACACAACAUGAUACUUUCUAAUCAACACAGGUAUGUAUUUGUACCCUUUUAGCCUAAAGGUUAUAUUUUACUGCUUAUAAGCGGAAAUGUAACACCAUACAUAUUGUUUCGUAAUAGAUAUCUUCAUUUUUCUUUUGAAAAACAACAUGUGAUUUUGAAUCUUUUUUUUUACUUCCAAAAGGUACUUUUAA
This is a messenger RNA of Centropristis striata (black sea bass), 1900 nucleotides long. Its product is annotated as N-acetyllactosaminide beta-1,3-N-acetylglucosaminyltransferase 2. Bases 208 to 1560 code for a protein of 450 amino acids. The record is from RefSeq and is a predicted model, not a curated record. Gene Ontology annotation, molecular function: hexosyltransferase activity. The transcript is spliced from 2 exons. Lineage: Eukaryota; Metazoa; Chordata; Actinopteri; Perciformes; Serranidae. Gene Ontology annotation, cellular component: membrane.